Messenger RNA from Drosophila busckii, 1523 nucleotides. It is a transcript of the gene Kr-h2, whose product is annotated as Krueppel homolog 2. Gene Ontology annotation, cellular component: endoplasmic reticulum; membrane. NCBI's taxonomy places the organism in Eukaryota, Metazoa, Arthropoda, Insecta, Diptera, Drosophilidae. Gene Ontology annotation, biological process: endoplasmic reticulum tubular network organization; membrane organization. The transcript is spliced from 5 exons. The record is from RefSeq and is a predicted model, not a curated record. Bases 129 to 1031 code for a protein of 300 amino acids.
AAAUAAAUUGUUUCAAAAUUUCAACUCUCCUAACUCAACAAUAAAAUUGCGGCUUGUUGUCGUGGCCAAUUGCCGGGCAGCUUAUCAGACUGCCAACGAUUAACUUGAACAAUUGAUAAGACGUCGCUAUGUUUGCCACUGAUAACAAAAACAGUCAUACCUUUGAGAAGAAAAUGAGCGCGAGCACCGAACAGCCACCGCGCUUUGAUAGCGCCAAUGAGAACGCUACAAAUGAGAACGCCACAAAUGGUGGCACACAGCAGGGACAGCAAGAUCAGCAGCAGCAGCAACAACAACCGCAGACACAAAACGCAGCAGCCAAAUUGUUGCAACAUUUUCAAACAAAUCGCAUUGAUUCAGCACUUUGGGCGCUGCGCUUGCUCGUCAUUUUGUUUACCAUCAGCUAUGUGUUGCCAAUCUUCACCUCACAGCAAAGCGCAUUUAGCAAGGUGCUGUUGGCUAAUGCGGCAAUCUCUGCAUUGCGUUUGCAUCAACGUGUGCCUGCGUUUUCGUUUAGUCGCGAAUUUCUGGCACGUUUGUUUGCCGAAGACUCGUGUCAUUAUAUGAUGUACUCGUUGAUCUUCUUCAGCAUUCGUCCCACAUUGCUGGUGCUCAUACCAGUGGCAUUGUACUCUGUGCUGCAUGCCUCAAGCUAUUCGCUCAAGCUGUUGGAUCUAAUCGGUCAGAACUCUUGGUGGGGUGCACGUUUCAUCAUCUCCAUUGUGGAGUUCCAGGCUGCGAACAUAUUGAAGGCCACCGCUUUCUGCGAAAUCUUCAUUAUGCCCUAUGCCAUUGUUAUGACUUUCAUGAGCCACGCUGGUUUGAUGACGCCCAUCAUGUACUAUCACUACCUGGUCAUGCGUUACAGCUCACGUCGCAAUCCCUACCCACGCACCGCUUUCGCCGAGCUGCGCAUCACCUUUGAGGCGCUCGCCGCCCGCUCACCACCCGCUAUUGGCAAAGUCAUACGCGGUGGCAUUGGUUUCGUCAAUCGCUUGGCGCCGCAGCCACAGCCUGCGCCCACACAGUAGACAUGACAGCAGCAACAACAACAACAGCAACAAUAAGAACAACAGCAUAAUAAGCUAAAGUUUAAGCCUAUUUAAAAGAGUACGCACGAGUUUAGGGUUCAUUUUACAUUUUGCAUUAUUUCUUUAAUAACUUGCUUAUACAUAUUUUUCCAAUUUCUCAAUUCGCUUUUGUACAUUUGCUUUUGUUGGGCAUUUAGUUAAAUUAUUUUUAUGUAUUUUUUGCUCUCGUACAUUGCACACAAAGUGUGCCCGGUUUUCAAAUUAAAUGCGCGUAUUAUUAAAAUUAAUUGCAAACAAUUAUAGUUUAAUUUAAUUGUAUCCCUUGCAUGUUUCAUUCAAACGCAAAUAAUGUUGUUUUAGCAUAUAGAAAUCGGGAAAUACACAUUAAGUACAUAUUGUAUUGUAUUGUUUGGCAACUGAAACUAAUACAUAUUCAACAACAAAUUUAUAUAUUUUUAUUAAUGUAUAAGAGAACAACAGACAAGCAAGUAA